Messenger RNA from Acaromyces ingoldii, 3370 nucleotides. Its product is annotated as WD40 repeat-like protein. Gene Ontology annotation, biological process: maturation of SSU-rRNA. Lineage: Eukaryota; Fungi; Basidiomycota; Exobasidiomycetes; Exobasidiales; Cryptobasidiaceae. The record is from RefSeq and is a predicted model, not a curated record. Gene Ontology annotation, cellular component: small-subunit processome; Pwp2p-containing subcomplex of 90S preribosome. The coding region runs from base 33 to 3284 and encodes 1083 amino acids. Gene Ontology annotation, molecular function: snoRNA binding; protein binding. The transcript has a single exon.
GCCAUUGAACGUCAGAAGGGAGAAAGAGAGAGAUGGUUCGGUCGUAUCUGCGGCACGAGCCGACACAGGCGUACGGCGUCAUUGUGUCGCCCAGCUCGCGCUCGCUGCUGCAGCGCGACGGCAAGACGGCCGUCGUGGGUGCGCUCGAGGACGUGCUGGUGUGGGACGUCAAGACGGGCGUGCAGCUCGGCAUGUGGCACGAGGUGGGCCACCGGGCGAGCGUGACGUGCCUCGCCAAGGCGCCCUCGUCACCAGGCAGAGCAGGCGGGGAUGACGAAUACCAGGAGCAGGAGAAGGACGACGAGGAAGUGUAUGCAGUCGGCUACGCAGACGGCUCGAUUCGCAUCUGGGACGCAGCGACGGCGACGGCCAAGCUGACGCUCAACGGCCACAAGAGCGCCGUGACGAGCCUCUGCUUUGAUGCCACGGGACUCCGCCUCGCCUCGGCUGGCCAGGACACCGACGUGAUUCUGUGGGACCUCGUCGCCGACUCGGGCCUCUUUCGGCUCCGGGGCCACCGCGCAGCUGUGACGGAGGUGUGCUUCCUCGAUGUGCCUUCGCCUUCGUUGGACGACCAGGCGGCAGCUGCGUCGUCCUCGGCAGCAGCAGCAGCAGCCACUUUUAAUGACACAAACCCGGGCCAGUUCCUGCUCACCACGGCCAAGGACGGCCUCAUGAAGCUCUGGGACCUGUCGCUGCAGCACUGCAUCGACACCGUCGUCCACGGCAAGGGCGAGGUGCUCAGUCUGACCGUCGCCCAGCACCCGUCGCUGCUCAACGGUACCGACGACGUGGCCGCCCUCGUCCUGACCGGCAGCUCCGAGGGCGAGGUGAAGCUGUGGGAGGUGACGCGCGCCGCCCUGACGCGGGGCCUCGAGCAUGUGCACGAGCAGGCCCAGGCCCAGGCACGGGCACAGACACAGGCGAAUGGGAACGGGAAUGGGAACGUCAAUGGGAAAGGGAAGGACAACGAGCAGGACAGCGAGGUGGAGCCCAGCCGCUUGAUCCGCAGCUGCGGCUCCCUCGGCCUGCAGGUGCAGAAGCGCGUCACGCAGAUGCACUUUGAUCCCAGCAGGCGGUACCUGGCCGUGGCGAGCAGCGACCGCGGCGUCGAGGUGUUUCGUAUCAGGAGCCAGGAGGACAUGAAGAAGAAGAUGGCCCGGCGGCUGAAGCGCGCAAAGGAAAAAGCCGGCGGUGCUUCAGAGGAGGCAGUACAGGCAGCAGCAGCAUCAGCAGCAGCCGCGGCCAAGGUCACUUGGCCCGACCGGCUGGAGCGGUACACGACGGUGCGGCCGUCGCAGGGCCGUGUCAAGAGCUUCUCCUUUGCCUCGGCCAGCAGCAGCAGCAGCAGCAGCAGCAGCAAGGACACCGCGUCGAUGCUGCUCACGCUCAGCACCAACGCCCUCGAGGUCGUCGCCAUCCCCGACGCGAGCACUGUGGCGAAGAAGAACGCAGUCGAGGCACAGCUCAGCUGCGGCCUUGACUUGCCCGGCCACCGAUCGGAGCCGAGAGCACUGGCGCUGUCGUCAGACGACAGCAUGCUCGCCUCGGCCGACAGCCUGGGCACACUCAAGGUCUGGAACGUCGCCACGGGCCGCUGCGUGCGCACUCUCGACUGCGGCUAUGCCCUGACGCUGGCAUGGCUGCCCGAUGACCACCACGUCGUCGUUGGCUGCAAGGACGGCACCCUGAGGACGUAUGACGUGCGUGCGGGCCAGGCCCUCGAGACAAUUGCCGCGCAUACAGGGCCCGUCUGGAGCCUGGCCAUCCACCCCGAUGGGCAGUCGGCCGUGACAGCGAGCGGCGACAAGGACGUCAAGUUCUGGGAGUUUGAUCUCCAGGGGCGUGGUAAUGCUGGCGGCGCUGAGGAGGAUGAGGAAGAGGAAGAGGAAGAAAGAGAAAAAGAAGGCAGACGACCGGCAUCCAUGACAAUGACACACGUCCGCACACUCAAGAUGACCGACGAGGUCCUCUGCGCGCGCUUCUCGCCCGACGCCCGCCUGCUCGCCCUCUCGCUCCUCGACUCGACCGUGAAAGUCUUCUACGCCGACUCGCUCAAGUUCUUCCUCUCUCUUUACGGCCACAAGCUGCCCGUGCUCUCGAUGGACAUCUCGGGCGACAGCAAGCUCAUCGUCACCGUCAGCGGCGACAAGAACGCCAAGAUCUGGGGGCUCGACUAUGGCGACUGCCACCGCUCCCUCUUUGCCCACGACGAGGCCAUUGUCGCGUGUGCGUUUGAGCGCGGCGACCAGGGCGGCGGCCUCAUGGGCGGCAAGGAGGGCAAGUCGCACCGCUUCUGGACCUGUGCCCGCGACGGCCGGCUCCGCUACUGGGACGGCGACCGCUUUGAGCUCGUGCAGACGAUGGAGGGCCACCACGGCGAGGUGUGGGCGCUGGCCACGGGCCACAAGGGCCAGCUCGUCGCCAGCGCAGGCAACGACCGCUCGAUUCGCGUGUGGGAAAAGACCGAGGAGCCGCUGUUCCUCGAGGAGGAGCGCGAGCGCGAGCUGGAGCGCAUGUUUGAGGCACAGGCGUCUGGUGGCGGACGCGACAACGACGACGACCGACGGGCCAUUGGCAGUCUCGCCCAGGGCAACGAAGACGGUCUUACAGCAGCAGGUGGCGAUGAGGCGCAGCAGGAGGCCACGGCCGUGUCCAAGUCGACGGGCGAGACGCUCAUGGCUGGCGAGCGCCUCAUCGAGGCUCUCGACAUUGCCCAGGCCGACAUCGAGGCGCAGCAGGCCUGGCAGGCGGCAGGCACGACGGCCAUCACGCCCAUGUCGGCUGCGCCCACCCGCCACCCGGUCCUCGCCAGCGCCUUUGGGCCCGACGAGGAGGUGGAUGCGCAUACAUUUGUGCUCAAGACGGUGCAGCGCAUCGCGCCCGCGCACCUCGACGAUGCGCUGCUGGUGCUGCCGCUGCACGACGUUGUGCGCCUCCUCGACCACGUCGAUGUGUGGGUGCAGCGCGGCGACGCACGCACCGUUCACCUCGUCGCCCGCCUCGUCUUCUUCCUCCUGCGCACGCACCACAACCACAUUGUGGCCAACCGGUCGAUGCGCGUGCGCAUCGUCAGCCUCAAGACCCAUCUCCGCGGCGCCCUGGCGCGCCAGAAGCAGACGAUUGGCUACAACCUCGCGGGGCUGCGCUUCAUCAAGGCCCAGCACACGGCACAGCGCACCUCGCAGCUCCUCGAGCAGGACAUUGACCUUGACGACGCCGCCAUCCAGCAGCGCCUCGAGCAGGAGCAGGGCCAGCCGCGGAAGCGCAAGCUCGUCGUCUGAUCUAUCAUCAUUGAUUGCUGCUGCUACUCUACUCUACUACUCUACAAAUUGCUCUCUCAAUUGUCAUUUGCUAGUACCAUCAUUGC